GCAGUGCUGUUGGCGCACUAUCUAGUGUGCUAGUAUGCGCUUUUUGGACGAUGCACGAGUCGCAGACGAGAUUAAAAAGUCUGACACGUGCUUCUUUCCUUGCGUUCACUCAACCCUGGGAUGUCGGUGAGUGGACGGACAGUUUGGUGCAGAGACCCAGGCGGGCUCCUCUCCUUCAGAGGGAAUGUCCAGAUCAGUGCACAGUGCUGCUGCGAGCUCGGAAAGACUAAAAGCGGAGAGCUUGUCCACUAGGAGCUGGUGUUUGAGUGAAAAGCGCCGCUGCGGAUUGGCCAAGGCUGUGCGUAAUGGGUGCACCAGAGCAGGACGCGCCGUGGGGUCCGCUUUAAGGAUGGUUUUUCUCCUACAAGUGUUCUUCUGAGGUUCUACUGACAGAGAGAACAACAAAGGAGCGGCGGAGAGGCGCACGAAGCGCGAUGUCCUUGUCGCUGUCCGUGGUGCUGAAGUCCGGAUGAUGCCUGCUCAGAGGCUGCCAGGCUGCCGCUCGCUGCACGUCAACGAGGACAACGGGCGCUUCGUGCUGCUGGCCAUCCUCAUCCUGGUGUACCUGCUGUGCGGCGCGGCGAUCUUCUCGGCCAUCGAGAGGCCCUCCGAGCUGCGCGCGCGCGGGCGCUGGAACCGGACCCUGCACAACUUCAGCGAAGCCUUCAACGUGAGCCUGCAGGAGCUCAGCUCGUUCCUGCGGGAGUACGAGACCGCCGUGGCCGCGGGGAUCCGCGCAGACUCCCUCAGGCCGAGAUGGGACUUUACGGGAGCCUUCUACUUUGUCGGGACGGUCGUGUCCACCAUCGGCUUCGGGAUGACCACCCCAGUGACGGUGGCUGGCAAAGUGUUCCUGAUCUUCUACGGCCUUCUCGGCUGUGCGGCCACCAUCCUCUUCUUCAACCUCUUCCUGGAGCGGAUCAUCACCCUGCUGGCCGUGGUGAUGAAAGCAUUCCGGCUGCGUCGUUUGCGCACCAGUGGCCUCCUUCCACCCGGGAUCUGCCAGGACUUUGCGGCCAGCAGUCUUCCGGGCUGGAAGCCGUCCGUCUACCACGUGAUGCUGAUCCUGGGCCUGUCGGCUAUCGUCAUCUCUUGCUGCGCCUCAGCCAUGUACACCCCCGUGGAAGGCUGGGCCUACCUUGACUCGCUCUACUUCUGCUUCGUCACGUUCAGCACCAUUGGCUUCGGAGACCUGGUCAGCAGCCAGAGCGAAGCCUAUGACUACCAGGGCCUGUACCGGCUCGCCAACUUCCUCUUCAUUUUGACGGGCGUCUGCUGUAUCUACUCGCUCUUCAACGUGAUCUCCAUUGUCAUCAAACAGGUGCUUAACUGGAUGCUGGGCAAGAUGAGUUGCCUUUGCUGCCAGCGUUGCAACAAGGCCAAUGCCUUCUUGGGACGACGCAACGCCAUCCGGCCCGGCUCGCGCCUCAGGCAGGGGCGCUUUGGCCGCCCACCUGAUGCGGAAGGGAGUGACACGGAAGGAAGGAGACUCUCCGGUGAGAUGAUUUCUAUGCGGGACUUAACAGGCUCCAACAAGAUCUCACUGGCCAUCAUGCAGAAGCAGCUCUCGGAGUCGGCAAACGGAUACCCGAGGACAGUUUGUGGAAGCUCAAGGCACAAUGGCUUCUCUGGUGGAGUUGGAGCUCUGGGCAUUAUGAACAACAGACUUGCAGAAACUAGUGACAGCAGGUAGAACCAUCUUAUGGAUCAGCAGAACAAUAUAGGAGAUACUCCGGCUUGCAGGGAAGUCUUUCGAGAUGCCCAGAGGGUUGUGAUGGAUUUUGUUUGGGCUGCAUUCUGACUUUGCCUUGUACAAGAGUUCCAGUGAAAAGCAUGAUAUGCAUGAAGUAUUUUGGAUAUCUAUUCGAGCCAGUGUUAAUACCUGGGGUGGUGGUAGCCCUCUGGUCAGGGAAUUAGACUCAUUUGAUCUCAGUUGAGUACGGCACUUAACCCCAGACGCUAAACCCUUCCGGUUAACGCAGGUCACUUCGGAUAAAGGAUCGGCGUACUGCAGUUCUGGAAAAACUUGGGUUCAUUCACAUUUCCAGGAAGGUUCUGAAGGUCAGAAAAUUUGUAGCUGAGUGAGUCCAGCUUCAGUCCAGCUCUAAAAGCUACAUCAGCUCUGAGCUACAU
Colossoma macropomum (tambaqui) is the source of this 2133-nucleotide messenger RNA. It is a transcript of the gene kcnk12, whose product is annotated as potassium channel, subfamily K, member 12. The record is from RefSeq and is a predicted model, not a curated record. Gene Ontology annotation, cellular component: membrane. Gene Ontology annotation, biological process: stabilization of membrane potential; potassium ion transmembrane transport. The transcript has 2 exons. Lineage: Eukaryota; Metazoa; Chordata; Actinopteri; Characiformes; Serrasalmidae. Gene Ontology annotation, molecular function: potassium ion leak channel activity. The coding region runs from base 470 to 1693 and encodes 407 amino acids.